Closterium sp. NIES-65 is the source of this 504-nucleotide messenger RNA. Lineage: Eukaryota; Viridiplantae; Streptophyta; Zygnematophyceae; Desmidiales; Closteriaceae. The record is from the annotation of a GenBank genome assembly.
AUGAAAGACCAAGAAGCUAAGAACUCACCAGAAGUUAACAAAUUGCUGCAGGAGAAGAAAAGGAACCUUGUGAAAGAUUUGAACGCCUUCGUCACUCUCAAAAAAACCUACCAGAGCGCUAUCCAGGAAGGCCAGAAGGUGAAGCUGAGCGAGGAUGGAAGAACGGCUGAAGUUGUGGGAGCUCCCAGGCUAGCAUCUGCGAUGACAAAUGCUCAGCUGAUGGAGGAGGGCAAUCGUGUGAUGGGACAAGCGGACCAAUCUGUUCUAAGAUCCAAGCAGGUAGUUGAGAACACUAUCAACAUUGGAGCAGCAACGGCCACGACUUUGAAGGGACAGACCGAACAAAUGGAACGGAUUGUUGAUAAGCUUGACAAUUUAGAAUUCUCCCUUAAGCGGGCAGCCAAGCUUGUGAAGGCAUUGGGCCGACAGAUGGCAACAGAUAAAUGCAUCUUGGCAAUGCUGGCGCUUGUUAUUCUUGGAGUGAUUGCCAUCAUAAUCGUCAAG